AUGCCUCAAUAUACCGAAGAUCAGCUUCGUCAGGCUCUCGAGGACAUCUCAAACGGCAAGAGUCAAAAGAGAGCCUCAUUGGAGUAUGGGAUACCACGAUCAACCCUCCAACUACGUCUCCAAGGUGGUCAGACUAGGAAAGUGGCUUUUGCUGACUGGCAGAGGCUGUCUCCUGACCAGGAGAGUAAGCUGGCACAAUGGGUUCGCAUUCAGGCUUCGCUGGGCCUCGCACCAACGCACCAACAGGUGAAGGAAUUCGCAGAGCGAGUUCUGGCUGCUGCUGGGGAUACCAAACCAUUAGGAAAAGGCUGGAUCUAUGCCUUCGUGAGAAGGAACCCUAUCAUUAAGGUUCAGAGAAGUCGUUCCAUCGAUUCUAGACGCGUUAAUGGGGCAUCUACUGAGGUCAUUAGGAACUGGUUUAAGUUCCUUGCUAUCCCUGAGAUCAAGGACAUCAAACCAGCCAACAGAUAUAAUAUGGAUGAGACUGGCAUCCUCGAGGGUCAGGGAGCUAAUGGGUUAGUGCUGGGCAUGGCUGAGACGACGUCUGUUCGCAAGAAACAACCUGGGUCGAGGGCAUGGGUCUCUAUCAUUGAGUGUAUCUCAGCCUUGGGUAGGGCACUUGUCCUCUUAUCAUUUUCAAGGAAGACGGUCCAACAACAGUGGUUUCCAUUACAUCUGGUUCCAUACGAUGGGUGGAGUUUACAGCAACAGAUAAUGGCUGGACUACAGACUUAA
Colletotrichum scovillei is the source of this 735-nucleotide messenger RNA. RefSeq names its product transposase. NCBI's taxonomy places the organism in Eukaryota, Fungi, Ascomycota, Sordariomycetes, Glomerellales, Glomerellaceae. Gene Ontology annotation, cellular component: nucleus. Gene Ontology annotation, molecular function: DNA binding. Bases 1 to 735 code for a protein of 244 amino acids. The transcript has a single exon. The record is from RefSeq and is a predicted model, not a curated record.